Messenger RNA from Microtus ochrogaster (prairie vole), 630 nucleotides. It is a transcript of the gene Smdt1, whose product is annotated as single-pass membrane protein with aspartate rich tail 1. Lineage: Eukaryota; Metazoa; Chordata; Mammalia; Rodentia; Cricetidae. Gene Ontology annotation, biological process: calcium import into the mitochondrion; mitochondrial calcium ion homeostasis. Gene Ontology annotation, cellular component: uniplex complex. The record is from RefSeq and is a predicted model, not a curated record.
CGAGGCUUGGAGGCGGGUUUUCUGCGAGAAGGCCAAACGGGGUGUGUGGGGUGUGGAUUCCUGCGAGGGGCGGAGCAGGAGAUGGCGUCCGCGGUGGCUUGCCGGCUGGCCCGGAUAGCAGUCCGACCAGGGGCUCUCUGGAGCGGGCCGAGCGGGAGGAGAGGUGGCGAUGUCUCCGUCGUACCGGGUAGCUCAGGUCGCAGCCUGGUACCGACGAGGUCAGUCAUCGUCACUCGUAGCGGAGCCAUCUUGCCCAAGCCGGUGAAAAUGUCCUUUGGUCUUCUCCGUGUGUUCUCCAUUGUGAUCCCCUUUCUCUAUGUUGGGACACUCAUUAGUAAGAACUUCGCUGCUCUACUUGAGGAGCAUGACAUUUUUGUUCCAGAGGAUGAUGACGAUGACGAUUAACAGGACAUGAAGAAGUGCAGAAAGGAGAAAGCACUAAUAGACGAAGUGGUCACCCGCUCAGCUCCUUCCCUAUUGGCAGAAGGGUCAGAGAAAGCCAGCCCUCAGCCUCACCUCCUCAUGGUUUGUGACAACAGCCCAGAAUCCUAUGUUUUUGGGAGGUUCCCGCAAAUGUGUUGUCCACAGAGCACUGGAAACUAUGAGUGACAUAAUAAAUACGAGCCAUGU